This is a messenger RNA of Phascolarctos cinereus (koala), 1428 nucleotides long. It is a transcript of the gene CRYZ, whose product is annotated as crystallin zeta. Gene Ontology annotation, cellular component: cytosol. Gene Ontology annotation, molecular function: NADPH binding; quinone reductase (NADPH) activity; zinc ion binding. The record is from RefSeq and is a predicted model, not a curated record. Lineage: Eukaryota; Metazoa; Chordata; Mammalia; Diprotodontia; Phascolarctidae.
AAAGCUGGGGAGGAAGGCACGUGGGGCUGCUUGGCAGCUUCUGCCAUGCUUGGGUCCAGGGCCUUUUGCCUUCACAGCGCAGCCCUUGUUCACUGAAGGACCAGCCUGUUGUUGGUGACUUGGGGGUGGAGGCAGGUGUCUCAGCAUCCCAGAGCCUGCUGCUGCUGCUGCUGGCUCCAGCCAGAGGGUUUUAGGGUCCCAGUGUCCUGGGGCUGGGGCUCAGGGGCAUCUGAGCUCCCUCGUCUGUCCGGAGAGACCACCAUGGCCACCCAGCAGAAGCUGAUGAGAGCUAUUAGGGUCUUUGAGUUUGGUGGGCCACAGGUGCUGAAGCUACGCUGUGAUGUCCCUGUGCCUGAGCCAAAAGAGAAUCAGGUCCUGAUCAAAGUCCACGCAUGUGGCGUGAACCCAGUGGAGACCUAUAUUCGUUCCGGGACCUACAGCCGGAUCCCAACUCUGCCGUACACGCCUGGCUCGGAUGUGGCAGGGGUCGUGGAGAGUGUGGGAAGGCGCGUGGGGCACUUGAAGAAAGGAGACAGAGUUUUCACCACCAAAACGGUCACAGGGGGCUAUGCCGAGUAUACCAUCGCCUCUGAGCACACUGUUUUCCCGCUGCCAGAGAAGAUGGACUUUGGUCAAGGUGCAUCCAUUGGGAUCCCCUAUUUCACAGCCUUCCAUGCCCUGAUACACAGAGCCCAGGCUAAGGCUGGAGAGACUGUCCUCGUUCACGGGGCCAGCGGAGGAGUUGGAGUAGCGGCCUGCCAGAUCGCCAGAGCUUACGGGCUCAAGGUUUUGGGCACAGCUGGUACGGAGGAGGGGAAAGAGAUCGUGCUGAAGAACGGAGCCCACAAGGUCUUCAAUCACCGAGAGGCCGAUUACGUCCAGAAGAUCAAGGAAUAUGUUGGGGAGAGCGGACUGAACGUGAUCAUUGAAAUGCUCUCCAACGUCAACCUCCAGAAGGAUUUGCAGCUUCUCUCCUUCAGAGGAAGGGUCAUAGUCGUUGGCUGCAGGGGCCCCAUAGAGAUAAACCCCAGGGACACCAUGAACAAGGAAAGCAGCAUCAUUGGAGCCUCCUUAUAUUGCUGCACCAAGGAGGACUUCCUGGAGUCUUCGGCUGCGCUACUGGCUGGCAUGGAGAUGGGCUGGUUGUGGCCAGUGGUCGGGCCCCAGUACCCGCUGGAGAAUGUCGAGCAGGCCCACGAAGACAUCAUUAAGAGCCAGGGGGCUUUGGGAAAGAUGAUUCUGGUCAUAAACUGAUGCUGCCCGGUCCAGCGAGGACUGUGGCUGCUGCAAGAGGCUCUUCUGCCCCUCCCUCUCGAGCCCUUGGGCAUCGGGCAGUGGUGUGAUGCCGUGUCUCUUCCCCUCUGGGCCCUCCCAGGCCUCUCUGCCUUGUCAUUGUCUGCUCAUCAAUAAAGUAGAUUAUUAGCUGUG